Fraxinus pennsylvanica is the source of this 1185-nucleotide messenger RNA. The record is from the annotation of a GenBank genome assembly. NCBI's taxonomy places the organism in Eukaryota, Viridiplantae, Streptophyta, Magnoliopsida, Lamiales, Oleaceae.
AUGGCGAGAAUUAGAGAAAAAGAAGAGCUGGAGAGCUGGUCGAAUUCAUCAGUAACGAAGGAUUCUUCUAUCAGCCUGCUGAAGCUUAUCACAAUUUUGAUAAUUUUUGUGGUAGGGGUAGUUAUAGGACUAUCUUCCAGCUCACACAUUGAUCGGUAUUUCGCACUUCGAACCCAACAGUUUAGUUUAAAUAAUGGUGCUAUAGAUACCACACAACAAAUUGUGGUGAAUUGCGAAAAAGAGGAUUGUUUGAGCAUGAAGAGUUUCAUCAGGCCGCGGAAUUUGUGCCACAGUAUGACGGAUGACGAGUUGUUUUGGAGGGCUUCAUUGGUGCCCCAGAAGGAGGAGUUUCCAUUUAGCAGAGUACCACGGGUGGCAUUCAUGUUUUUGACCCGAGGGCCAUUGCCAAUGUUGCCACUGUGGGAGAGGUUCUUCAAGGGCCAGAAUAAUGCCAAAUUUUCAAUUUAUGUGCAUGCUCUUCCGGGAUUUGAGCUCAAUGUGACUAGUACUUCAGUCUUUUACAGACGCCAGAUCCCGAGUCAGCAUGUUAAAUGGGGAUCGGUGUCACUGGUUGAUGCCGAGAAACGGCUUUUAGCCAAUGCUCUUCUUGACUUCUCGAAUGAGCGAUUCAUUCUUCUGUCAGAGAGUUGUAUUCCAAUUUACAAUUUCCUCACGGUCUACAAGUAUCUCACCGGAUCCACCCAUAGUUUCGUCGAGGCUUACGAUGAUCCUUCUCGUUACGGGCGUGGUCGCUACAGCCGGCAUAUGCUACCCGAUAUUAAACUUGCUGAUUGGAGGAAAGGGUCUCAAUGGUUCGAGCUAAAUCGUGCUCUGGCUGUCAAAAUAGUAGCAGACACCAAAUACUAUACGCUAUUCAAGAAGUACUGCAGGCCGUCAUGCUAUCCUGAUGAGCAUUUUAUCCCGACCUAUCUGCAAUUGUUCUUUGGUUCACUUAAUGCUAAUCGUACAGUGACUUACGUUGAUUGGUCACUAGGAGGUCCACACCCGGCUACCUUCAUGGCUGGUAAUAUAACAGAAAGUUUCAUGCAGUCAAUUAGGAAAAAUGGCACAUUGUGCUCUUACAACUCUGGAAACACACCUAUCUGUCACCUCUUUGCUAGAAAGUUUGACCCCAGUGCUUUGCAGCCUUUACUGAAUCUCACCUCAAAAGUAAUGGGAUAUUGA